AUGCGCCAGGUCCCGGCCGGGUCGCGCCGCCCGCGGGCCGCGGGUUCGAGCCCCGCUCCGGUCCCGGGGCCACUCCCGGUACCGGUACCGGGCCGGUUCCGGGGGCUCCUCCCGCGGCCGCCCCGCCCGGCGCGGCCGCUGCUGCCGCUGCUGGCGCUGCUGGCGGCCGCCGCCGUGCUGUUCCUUGCCUGGCCCGGCGGGGAACGCGGAACAGCCGGCCCGCCUUCGGACGAAGCCCUGCGGACCCUCCUGUCCCACCUGGACCCCUCCCGGCUCUGGGGGUCCCUCCUGAGACCCCUCCUGCACGAGAGGGUCCCGGGGGGACCCGGCAGCCGCGCGGCCCGGGAGCACAUCGUGUCCCACCUGCGCUCGCUGGGGGCCGGCUGGCACCUGGAGCUGGACACCUUCACUGCGGCCACCCCCCGCGGCCAGGUGACGUUCAGCAGCGUGGUGGCCACGGCGGCGCCGGUGGCCGCGCGGCGCCUGGCGCUGGCCUGUCACUACGACACCAAGGUGGUGGCCUCGGGGACAUUCGUGGGUGCCACCGACGCCGCCGUGCCCUGCGCGCUCCUGCUGGAGCUGGCCACGGCGCUGGACACGCACCUGCGGCGGAGGGAAACACAGGACCCCCCGCUGACGCUGCAGUUGCUGUUCCUGGACGGGGAGGAGGCGUUCGGGGAAUGGAGCGACAGCGAUUCGCUCUACGGGGCGCGACACCUGGCGGCCAGCAUGGCGGCACGGCGUCACCCGGCGGGGUCACAGCUCGCCGCCAUGAGCCUGCUGGUGCUGCUGGACCUGCUGGGUGGCCCCAGCCCCGCCAUCCACAGCCACUUCUCCCGGACCCACCACUGGUUCCUGCGCCUCGUCACCAUCGAGCAGCGCCUGCGCCGCCUGGCUCUCCUGCACUCCGCUGCCCCGGAUCCGCCGUUCUUCCGUCUCAGCCCCGCCCCGGGGCCCGUCGAGGACGAUCACGUGCCCUUCCUGCAGAGAGGUGUCCCAGUGCUGCACCUGAUCCCGACGCCGUUCCCGCGGGUGUGGCACACGCCGGGGGACACCGAGGACAAUCUGCACCCCCCGACCGUGCAGGACCUGGCCAAGGUCCUGGUGGUCUUCGUGGCCGAGUUCCUGCAGCUCUGACCCCCCCCCGGCCCGGGGACCCCCCAAAAACCCCAAAUAAACCCCAAAAA
Pseudopodoces humilis (Tibetan ground-tit) is the source of this 1187-nucleotide messenger RNA. The record is from RefSeq and is a predicted model, not a curated record. NCBI's taxonomy places the organism in Eukaryota, Metazoa, Chordata, Aves, Passeriformes, Paridae.